Amphimedon queenslandica is the source of this 3830-nucleotide messenger RNA. RefSeq lists its product as uncharacterized. The transcript is spliced from 3 exons. The coding region runs from base 348 to 1547 and encodes 399 amino acids. NCBI's taxonomy places the organism in Eukaryota, Metazoa, Porifera, Demospongiae, Haplosclerida, Niphatidae. The record is from RefSeq and is a predicted model, not a curated record.
CUUGGCCCCACCCGUAAUUGACGAAAAUGCAGAAAAAGGCCGUUUUACCGCCGUAAAAGUGGGUGUGACCAAAAUUGCAGCACACUUCGCGCGCCAUCAGCACCCCCUUUCCAGAUUCCUACGUACACCCCUGAAUGUGGUUUAAAAGGUUGUUAUUCUCUUAAAUGAGAAUAACAUGUCUAGUCAUAUUGUCUGUACAGUGUCUCAAUUGUGGUAAUAUGAAAGAGAGAUCUGAGAAAUCACUAAUUACUUAUUUACAUGUAGCUUGUUCUAAUGCAUAAACAUGCAGCGAAACUAUAAAUAAGUCCGUUUGAGUGUUUCAUCUCACAGUUUCAUUACAGUGAGGAAUGAAGAUGUAUUCUAUUCUACUGGUUCUUUGUAUGACCUCUUAUUCAUUAUCUGCCAGUAGUACACUUGAUGGUACUUGUGUUAAUCCUACUACUUUGUCUUUCAUUGAGAAUUCACUGACUAAUAUCAGUGAUCAGCUUAAAGGAUCAUCCUGUUCAUCAGAUGGUGCUACUAGUGAAGGACUAACUGGUCUCCUUCAAUUAGCAUUAGUAAAGGAACUGGCAAAAGAUUAUAAGGACAAGUCAUGUGAUAAAGAAGAAAGGAGGCUAUUGAAAAGCAUCAAUGCAUCGAUUACCAACAAAAUACAGUCACUUCAAUCACAAGUGUCUUCUCUCUCAUCUGAUCUUAACAAGUUGUCUCGAUUGUUAGCAAAACAUGUUAAUGUGAGUUUAGAUGAUGAAGAAGAGGCUCCUUCAUCUCCUCUCCUCUCCUCAUGUGAUGCUAUCCUCAGUAAGUGGCCUAACAGUCCUUCAGGUUAUUAUAAUCUAGCUGAUGUUAAUGGACAUAGUCGUCAUGUAUACUGUCACAUGGAGACUCUGUGUGGUGAAAGAGGAGGCUGGAGAAGAAUAGCUAGUCUGAAUAUGAGUGAUCCUAAUGAGAAAUGUCCUACUCAGUUUAAAACUUACUCACAAAGUGGAGUUUUUGCUUGUGGUAGACCAGUGACUAAUAGUGGUAGCUGUGUUGGUAUAACAUUUCCAUCAAGAGAUAUAAAGUAUUCACAAGUAUGUGGUAAAGUGAUUGGAUAUCAGGAUGGAACACCAGAUGGAGCAGCUGCCCGUCAUGCUAGCAAAGUUAUAAACUCAGCAUACAUUGAUGGUAUUAGUCUAACACAUGGUAACCCAAGGAAACAUAUCUGGUCAUUGAUUAGUGGACAGUCAGAUGUUAAUGAAAAUUACUGUCCUUGUGCUAGUCAUGCACCUGUUCCAGUUCCAUCAUUUGUUGGUUCUCACUAUUACUGUGAAGCUGGAUGCCACCAAUCACAUGGAUCUGCUAAUACAUUAUAUUCUUCUGAUCCAUUAUGGGAUGGUAAAGGUUGUGGUAGUACUGAAACCACUUGUUGUCAGCGUACUCUUAUUCCUUGGUUCUAUAGAUCUUUUACUCACUCUACUACUGAUAAUAUUGAGAUGAGGAUAUGCUGUGAUGAAGGAACAAGUAAUGAAGAUGUUCCUGUUGGAGAAUAUGAAAUUUAUGUUAAGUGAAUCAAUUAUUGGACACAUAGUUUUUAGAGCUAGGCUUGUUUAGCUUUUUGAUGAUUUUAAAAGUGAUUAAUUACUUUUGUGAAAGCAAGAAAUGAGUAGUUUUGCUAUAAGUAAUAAAGAAUUGCAUUACAAAAGGCUCAUUAUUUAAAGGUUGUCUUCAUUUAUAUUCUACAUCAUGUACAUGUAUUCCACUGGUCCUUUGUACUACAGUCUACAUUUUAGCUAUAUACAUGUACAUGUACGCAUAUGUACAUGCAUCAGUACACAUUGUCGUAAUCUUUAUGACUCAACACAUAACAUACAUGUAUGCUGUGUAUUUGAGCAUCACAAUUAGUUUUACAUUAGCUAUAUUUCAGGCAUAAAUUCUUACUGUGUAGUGUAUAACCACUAUAAAUGAUCAUUAAAGUGUCUGUGUGAUUGUGAAUGAGGCUUAAGACUAAAGGAUUUGGUUAUAUCUUUGUUACUACUAGUACAAAGGAAGGGCUGGACUGAGGGAUUUAUGUAGGACAGCUGUGGAGUGAGUGAGAGGCUUGAACUCUACAAACAAUGGUCAUGUUCUUUAAUUGACUACUAACCAGUAAGGGCUGGACUAAUGGAGCACCUGAUAGUAGAGUAUUAGGAAAGGGUUCAUUAUUAGAUUAUAAUGUGGUUUAAAAGGUUGAGUGAGGCUAUAAGGGAAUAACAUGUCUAGUCAUACUGUCUGCACAGUCCCUCAAUUGUGGUAAUAUGAAAGAGAGAGAGAUCUGAGAAAUUACUAAUUACUUACUUUGUGGCUUGCCCUAAUGCAUAAACAUGUAGCAAGACUAUAAAUAAGUCUGUAUGAGUGUUUCGUCUCUCAGUUUCAUUACAGUGAGGAAUGAAGAUGUAUUCUAUUCUACUGGUUCUUUGUAUGAGCUCUUAUUCAUUAUCUGCCAGUAGUACACUUGAUGGUACUUGUGUUAAUCCUACUACUUUGUCUUUCAUUGAGAAUUCACUGACUAAUAUCAGUGAUCAGCUUAAAGGAUCAUCUAAUGGAGUGAGUGAGAGUAUAACGAGUGUCACUAGUCUACUCCAACUGACGAUGCUAAAGGAAAUGAUAGGAUCUUACAAGGAGAGCUCCACUAACAAUAGUAAUGAAGAAGGAUUGGCUUUACUGAAACGGAUUGAACUAAUACUAAACACUUCUACUGCUGACCUUAACAAUAAACUGGAGAACUUCACAUUAGACUUUAACAAUAAACUGGACACCAGCACUGCUGAACUUAGUACUAGACUGAGUGCUAUUGAACAAGAUAUUCCUUCAGCCAUUAGCUCACUGCAAUCACAAGUGUCUUCUCUCUCAUCUGAUCUUAAGAAGAUUUAUCAACUGCUGGAGGAACAUGUUAAUGUGACUGGAAAUUAUGAAGAGGCACCUCUCCUCUUCUCAUGUGAUGCUAUCCUCAGUAAGUGGCCUAACAGUCCUUCAGGUUAUUAUAAUCUAGCUGAUGUUAAUGGACAUAGUCGUCAUGUAUACUGUCACAUGGAGACUCUGUGUGGUAAAGGAGGAGGGUGGAGAAGAAUAGCUAGUCUGAAUAUGACUGAUCCUAAUGAGAAAUGUCCUACUCAGUUUAGAACUUAUUCAGAAGAUGGAGUUCGUGCUUGUGGUAGACCAGAUACUAAUAGUGGUAGCUGUGUUGGUAUAACAUUUCCAUCAAAAGAUAUAAAGUAUUCACAAGUAUGUGGUAAAGUCAUUGGAUAUCAGGUUGGAUCAACAGAUGGGGCAUAUGCAUUUCGUUCAAGCAAGGUUAUUAACUUACCAUACAUUGAUGGUAUUAGUCUAACACAUGGUAACCCAAGGAAACAUAUCUGGUCAUUGAUUAGUGGAUAUUCAGGUAUUGCUUUUAGUGGCUGUCCUUGUGGUAGUAACAAUCCAAAAUCUGUUCCAUCAUUUGUUGGUUCUCACUAUUAUUGUGAAGCUGGUAAUCACAAUACAGCAGCAUCCUAUACUACAUUAUAUUCUUCUGAUCCAUUAUGGGAUGGUAAAGGUUGUGGUAGUACUGAAACCACUUGUUGUCAGCGUACUCUUAUUCCUUGGUUCUAUAGAUCUUUUGGUUAUUCUACUACUGAUAAUAUUGAGAUGAGGUUAUGCUGUGAUCAAGAAACAAGUGAUGAAAAUAUUUCCUUUGGACAAUAUGAAAUUUAUGUUAAGUGAAUGAUCAAUGAACAAUCUUUUUGUAACUAUUAAUUCGAAUUCGUUACUUGAUUAUUUUGUCAACACAAGUUUAUUAAUCUGUACAUGUAUGUAUAUUGUACAGACAAACAUAA